Molecule: messenger RNA, 1079 nt
Organism: Cynara cardunculus var. scolymus (artichoke)
Lineage: Eukaryota; Viridiplantae; Streptophyta; Magnoliopsida; Asterales; Asteraceae
Product: (+)-neomenthol dehydrogenase-like
Exons: 6
Coding region: 19-981 (320 amino acids)
Cellular component (GO): membrane
Molecular function (GO): oxidoreductase activity, acting on the CH-OH group of donors, NAD or NADP as acceptor
Source: RefSeq, a predicted model, not a curated record
CACUUGGUUGAAAAUGGAAUGGUCUACAUUUUGGGGAUUUGCAGACCGCAAGUAAUCAUGGCAUCGACAACAGAAAAGGCGUCAACUGAAAAAAGAGUUGCAAUUGUUACCGGUGGAAACAAAGGUAUUGGACUCGAGAUAUGUCGCCAGUUGGCCUUAAACGACAUUACAGUCAUACUAACCGCUAGGAAUGAAAGCCGGGGUGUUGAAGCUGUCGAAAAGCUUAAUGUUUCUGGUUGUGUAGACGUUGUUUUUCAUCAACUUGACGUGAAAGAUCCGGCAAGUGUUGCUCGAUUGGCCGAAUUCGUUGAAUCCCGGUUCAAGAAACUCGAUAUCUUGGUGAAUAAUGCUGCAGAAAAUGGAAUAAUUGUGAAUUAUGAUGCUUUCAGAGCCUUCAAAGAUGGAGCAGGAUAUGAGGAAGUGUAUGACAAGAAUGCACAUCUUUUAACUGGGAUUAUAGAACAGCCUUACAAUUUGGGAGAGGAAUGUAUAAAAACGAAUUACUAUGGAGCUAAAGCAGUAACGGAAGCGUUUCUUCCCCUUCUCCAACUUUCUAGUUCUCCGAGAAUCGUGAACGUUUCUUCAAAUUACGGAGAGCUACAAUGGAUUCACAAUGAGAAGGUGAAAGCAGAGUUCCUAGAUAUCGACAAUCUCACCGAGGAGAAGAUUGAUGGAAUCAUUCAACGGUUUUUGAAGGACUUCAAGGCCAAUAAGUUGUCGGAAAAUGGUUGGCCUCUGACUGUUGGUGCUUAUAAGGUUUCAAAAGCCGCAAUGAAUGCUUACACACGGCUUCUAGCAAGAAAGUUUUCAAAUAUCCUUGUCAACUGUGUCCAUCCAGGUUAUGUGAUAACAGAUAUCACAUCUGACACAGGACAUUUAACCCCAGAAGAAGGUGCAAGAGCACCUGUAAUGGUUGCUUUGUUGCCUAACAAUAGUCCUUCUGGGGUUUUCUUCAGUCGAAUGGAAAUAUCCUCAUUUUAAAUAUUUUAAUAUAUAAAUGGUAAUAUCUUUAUUUUAAUAAAGGACAUUAUUGUAAUUUAACAAUUUCCUUGAAUAAAUAAAGAGUUUUUUAAUGUCAU